Messenger RNA from Capsella rubella, 580 nucleotides. Its product is annotated as S-protein homolog 2. The coding region runs from base 9 to 467 and encodes 152 amino acids. The transcript has a single exon. Lineage: Eukaryota; Viridiplantae; Streptophyta; Magnoliopsida; Brassicales; Brassicaceae. The record is from RefSeq and is a predicted model, not a curated record.
ACAACAAGAUGGGUUCUCUAAAGGAACUUGUAGCAUUCAUAACCAUAGUUAUGUGUACAAGUGUAACAAUGACCGUCGCUGAAAACGCCAUGGCUCCGACAAGUAUUGGAAACCCGAAUACAACAGUGGUGAUAUCUAACGGAGGUUCAGUUCCGAUGGUGUUCCAUUGUCAAUCAUAUAAAGUUGAUCUCGGAGUCCACACCAUGUUACCAGGUGGAUCGUGGUCAUUCGAAUUCAAACCCAGUGAUUCUGGAAAUACUAUAUACGCUUGCCUUUUUUCCUGGAGACUCGAGUUCCAUUAUUUUCGUAUCUACAAGCAAAGUAGAGACCAAGAACCUGCUGGGCCGUUUGCUUGCAAAAGAUGUGAAUGGAAGGUAAGCCCAGAAGGACCUUGUCAACUUAUGAAAAAGACUGGAACGUUUAGUCACUGUCCUCCUUGGGAUUCUCAAUCGUUUGGAAACAAUUAAUCCUUUGCUAUAUCUUAACCUCUGUAUUAAACAAUAAAUUAAAUGCCUUUGAUUUGGUGUAUCUAAGUUAUUAUUAUUUGAAAAAAAUAAAAAUAAAGAGUUACUUUUUAUUU